This is a messenger RNA of Hyphopichia burtonii NRRL Y-1933, 782 nucleotides long. RefSeq lists its product as uncharacterized. The transcript has a single exon. The record is from RefSeq and is a predicted model, not a curated record. Gene Ontology annotation, biological process: SREBP signaling pathway; protein processing. NCBI's taxonomy places the organism in Eukaryota, Fungi, Ascomycota, Pichiomycetes, Serinales, Debaryomycetaceae. The coding region runs from base 6 to 746 and encodes 246 amino acids. Gene Ontology annotation, cellular component: Dsc E3 ubiquitin ligase complex.
CAUUAAUGGCACCAGAUCCGAAUUUAGAGGGCCAGCUACGAGACUUCGAUGACCAGAGGUAUCCUACUGUCGAACAAACAAUUGUCAAUAAUGCAUCAGUGCUAUAUAAACGAAAGAAAUACUUCUUACAAGAUUUAAGACAAUCAGUUAAUGGUAUACUUUAUAUCUUCAAUGGUCUAAUUUUCCUUAAAGACAUGUCUGUCUUAUGCUUAGCAUGUCGGUGCUUUAUUCAACAUACCAUUCAUCAUCCAUCGGUGGGAUGGUCGAUUAUCGAAAAUAAAAAAUCAUUAAUGUGCUUCACCAUUCUACGUAUUAUUUUCCUCAACUUGGUCUUUUUAGUGGUACAUGUCAUAAGUGGAGUUUAUCAAAAGGAACACUUGCUUGAUAACUACUUGCAUGGCUGGAUUACAAUUCAAUUUAUAGGGGAAGGCCCCCCAUCGUCUAGAUAUUCCUUGGUGAUACUAGAUUUAUGUACAUUUUUCCUACAACUAGCCUACCACAGCCUAGUGCUAUGCACCGAUGACUCAGAGGUCUUGCAAACAAGAAGACCCGACAUGAACCUCGAUGGUGACGAUUACUACCUGAAUAGACUUGAAUCCGAAGGUGACGGAUAUACUGGUAACGUUUCGCUCAUCAAGCUUGACUUGGUGAAAAACUUCAUGGAGGUUUUCGACUCGGAGAACUACGGCAAGAUUGAUCCUGGGCCUUUUGUCGGCAGGGGCCCUGCUGGCAGCUCUUUUGUAUAAGUAUUAAGUAUAGUUAAUGUUAAUGUCAUUUAAUUU